AUGACGAAUGUUUGCAAGAAGACAACCCUACGCACGCGACUGGUAUAUUGCUCCGGGAAGCCUCAGUCCAUACAAGUUGUGUGCAGUCCCUGUUGUCCGCGGUCAUGUGGCCAUCUCGAACAGACCGGUGUAAGGAGAGCCUCUGACCAUCCUUUCGAUCACCCCUCUCGAAAUGUUCCUGAUGACAAGACCCCAAAUGAUCCUAAAAGCUCAAACCAGGAGGCUAAUGCAAAGCCGAACUUUAAUCCAGGGACUGAUUAUACUGACGGUAAAACACAACAGCAAAUCGGUAAAUCUUCUUCCGAUGAAAAAAACUCAAAUGAUCUUAAGAGAUUUGAACGUGAUACUACCAAAAAAGGCAACUUCCCUUCAAGGUCAAGCAAAAAUGAUGCGAAGAAACGUUCUCGAUCGACCAGUCCUUCAAAUUCUGACGAAAAGGCUUCAAAUGAUUCGAAAUGGAGUGGACGCAGCAGCAACAGGAAAAGAAAAUCAAUUUCAUCUUCUGGUAAAAGGGAAUCAAGCAAACGAUCCCAGCAGUUGAGUCCGCCUCAUACUGCAGAGAAGUCCUUAAACGAGUCCAAAAGAUCGCUAUUUGACGAGUCCAAAAGGUCAAACACCAGUGCAAUGACUGGUAUGAGUGACACAAAAAGGGGGUCCCAGCAAAAGGUUCAGUCUACUUUCGAUGAAAAAGCUUUUAAUGGAGAAAAAGGAGGUAAUCUUAGGAAUCCUAAUGCUGCUUCAACUCUUGAUAGGGGUGCUACGAAGAAAGGCCUUCAACCGAAUGAACAGUCUAUUAAUGUUGAAAAUCCCCCCGAUAAUAAUUUUGGAAGGUUAAAUUCCAUCCCUCCAAAUGGUAGGGAUGACGAGCACAAAAGGUCUCAGAUGACAAGUUCUUCCAUUUCUGUAGAAAAAUCCUCAUUGGAUCCGAAAAAGUCAGUAACCAAUAAUGGUACAAAAACAAAUGAUGCCGCCCUUGAUAAAAUGGAUCAAGUUUCUACUCAGGGAAUCCAUUCGAAAGAUGUGGACGGAACCGGAACGAGUGAAAGGAAGAAGGAGACCAAUACUCAGUAUGGGAAUAAAAAUGUCGCUGGUCGUGCUAAUCAGGCAUCUUUCGGCCAAAAAAGUCCCACAGCAGAUGAUAGAGCCCGAUCGGAUGAUGUAAGGAGAGCGAAUGCUAAUGGAGUAGACGAUAGAAGUGCCAGAAAUGGUGCUGGUCGUGUGAGCCAGACGACUUUCGGACAGAAAAGUCCAGCACCAGGUGGUGGUAGAGUCCAAUCAAAUGAUCCAAGGAAAGCGAACGCUGAUGGAGUGGACAAUGGAAGUGUCAAAAAUGGUCCUGGUCAUGUGAGCCAGACAUCUUUCGGCCAAAAAAGUCCAAAAGCUAACACUGGACUCCGACCGGAUGAUCCAAGGAAAGCGAAUGCUAAUGGAGUAGACAAUGAAAGGGCCAGAAAUACACCAGCCAAGGAAGUGGGUCAUUUGACUAUCAGUAAGAAAUCACCACUCUGUACCAAAGCAUUUGGUCCGGGUGAUCUAGGUGUUCCGUGUGAUGAAAGUGGUGAAGCUGACCUGACUUCACUCGAAGGUGGAAGUUCGGAAGAACUUGAUGGGCCAAAUGGGGCUGCUCAUCCAUUCAUGAAAGCAAAAUUAUUACAACCGUUGACAUUUACUUACUCGAAUUUUAGAAAUGACCAUUAUGAGGAAUAUGUGUCCUUCAAAAAAGAGCACAUUUUUGAUCGUUUAUUUAGCAAACCUACGGGGGGGCUUUCCAACGAAGUUGUUCUCUAG
This is a messenger RNA of Echinococcus granulosus, 1788 nucleotides long. RefSeq lists its product as hypothetical. The transcript has 4 exons. Lineage: Eukaryota; Metazoa; Platyhelminthes; Cestoda; Cyclophyllidea; Taeniidae. Bases 1 to 1788 code for a protein of 595 amino acids. The record is from RefSeq and is a predicted model, not a curated record.